AUGGCCAUCAUCAGCCUUCUCAUGUCCCCAUGGGCGCCCGUCGUCCUAUUAGCGGGCGUUGCCUUUUACUAUCUUGUCCCCUACUUCGUUACAUAUAGCGCUCUGCGCAAGAUUCCCUCUCCCUUCCCAGCCCAGUUCACGGAUCUCUGGCUCCUGUCGGUAUGUCGGAGAGGUAACAGAUACCAAAGAGUAGAUGAGCUUCACAAGAAGCUGGGUCCCGUUGUUCGUAUCCAGCCCAACCACGUCAGUAUCUGCGAUGACGCUGCCAUUCCCACUAUUUACGGCCACGGAAACGGCUUCCUCAAGUCCGAGUUCUACGAUGCCUUCGUCAGCAUUCGCCGAGGUCUCUUCAACACACGCGACCGCGCCGAGCACACGCGCAAGCGCAAGAUUGUCUCCCAUACGUUCUCUGCCAAGUCCGUUCAGCAGUUCGAGCCCUACAUGCACUCCAACCUUGAACUCUUUGUCAAGCAGUGGGACAGUAUGAUCAAGAACUCCAAGAACCCCGACAAGGCCGCCCAUCUCGACUGCCUCGAGUGGUUCAACUACCUUGCCUUCGACGUCAUUGGUGAUCUCUCCUUCGGCCAGCCCUUCGGCAUGCUUUCCUCCGGUGCCGACAUGGCUGAGAUCCGCUCGUCCCCUGACGCUGCUCCCAUCUACGCCCCUGCCAUCGAGAUUCUCAACCGCCGCGGUGAGGUGUCCGCGACGCUCGGCAUCCAUCCCGCCCUCAAGCCCUUUGCCAAGUACCUGCCCGACCCUUUCUUCACCAAGGGCCUCGCCGCGGUCGAGAACCUCGCGGGCAUCGCCAUCGCCUGCGUCAAGUCCCGCCUCGACAAUCCUCCCCCGGUCACCCGCAAGGACCUGCUCCAGCGCCUGAUGGAAGGCCGCGACGAAAAGGGCGAGCCUCUCGGGCGCCAAGAACUCACUGCCGAAGCCCUAACCCAACUCAUCGCCGGUUCCGACACCACCUCCAACUCGUCCUGCGCUCUGCUCUUCCACGCCGUCCGCACCCCCGGUGUGAUGCAGAAGCUCCAAGCCGAGCUCGACGCCAACAUUCCCCCCGAAGUCGACGUGCCCACCUAUGACAUGGUCAAGGAGCUGCCCUACCUGGAAGCCGUCAUCAACGAAGUCCUGCGCUUCCACUCCACCUCCGGCAUCGGUCUCCCCCGCCAGAUCCCUCACGACGCCGCCCAGGGCGUGCACAUCCAGGGGUACUACCUCCCUCCGGGAACCGUUCUGUCUGUGCCCACGUAUAGCAUCCACCACAGCAAGGAGAUCUGGGGCCCCGAUGCGGAUGAGUUCAAGCCGGAGAGAUGGGAGAGGUUGACAUCGAGGCAGAAGAACGCGUUCAUUCCCUUUAGCCAUGGACCCCGUUCUUGUGUAGGACGGAAUGUGGCGGAGAUGGAGAUGAAGUUGAUUGUGGCUACAUGGGCGAGGAGGUAUGAGGUUAAGCUGCUGCAGGACUACAUGGACACUAGAGAGGGGUUCUUGAGAAAGCCGCUUGGGUUGAAGGUUGGGUUGAAGUUGAGGAAGUAA
Neurospora tetrasperma FGSC 2508 is the source of this 1536-nucleotide messenger RNA. RefSeq lists its product as uncharacterized. The record is from RefSeq and is a predicted model, not a curated record. The transcript is spliced from 2 exons. Gene Ontology annotation, molecular function: heme binding; monooxygenase activity; iron ion binding. Bases 1 to 1536 code for a protein of 511 amino acids. NCBI's taxonomy places the organism in Eukaryota, Fungi, Ascomycota, Sordariomycetes, Sordariales, Sordariaceae.